GCUAGUGGAUGAGUCCCGGCAACCGGAAUAGUAGGCGAGCAUAAGAUUGGCCUUCCAGCGCCCAAAGAAGGUAACAGAAAGUUAAAGAUGGCGCGAAAGGCUUACAGAUACGGAGGCAACCCAAAGAACCGCCGAAAGUUUCGCGGCGCCUUCCGUCGCCAGAUUUUCCCACUCACAAACCCUAAUUUUUUAACAUCAAUUAUUAUAUCCCAAAAACCACAAAUUCAGAUAUUCAACGGCCACAACUUUCACUCCUAAUUUCAUUUAUUUAUUUGUUUAUAUUUAUCAAACUUAGGGUUUAGCAAUCAUAGGGGUUUUCUCCUUUCUUACGCAUUCAAUUUGUUUUUGAAGAUUUUUUUUAAAAUGUUUUUAAUUUAUUUGGGAAUUUAGUAAUUCAAUUGAGGCGAGGGAAGGUUUAAUUCUACCAAAAAUAUAUAUGAAAUCGAGGCGAGGAGGAGGCAGAGGAAUGCUGAUCGCCGAUAGGAUCAUAUGGAAUUGGGAAUUUUAAGGGCUUAUUUCUAAUGAUUCAGUAAUGGACUUGGAACCUCGAAGCAAGAACAGCGAGAAGUCAGAACGAGUUGUUGAUGGGAGUGAAGGCAGUAAGCACCCUGAAACACCAAAGGUUGUUGAUGGGAGUGAUAGCAGUAGCCAUUUAACAAUACUUCCAGAGGCUACUGCUAAUGAAGGUGGUCCUGUCCCAACCAGAAGACUAAUCUCUAUAUCCUCUUUGUCUUCGUUGGCAUCAGACUCGUCAUUGGAAGAUCUAUUCCAAGUGGAUACAAACAGAAUUACAACUUCAACACAUACUGCUUCCGUCUCUAAACAUGAUGACUAUAACAUUGUAGGUCCCGCAUCAACAUCCCGAGCUUCUGAUGUCACCCAUGGGUCCAUGGUGCCUGGUUUGUCACCAACAGAUUCCCCUUCAAUCCAAACUAUGGAUCGGUGUGGUGGAUAUGAUCCUUACAGGAUCCCGACUUCUGUGUUUUCAACAAGUAAAUCCAACAAAGAAAUGGAUUGGAGUGUUGCAUCCAAUGAGUCAUUGUUUAGCAUUCAUUUAGGCAACAACAGCUUUUCCAGAGACCACACAUUUUUUCUCGGUGAUUUGGGCAAGUCUGGGGAACUGUACAAAUCAGGCGAGUUGUUUUCGCUCAAUCCAGCUCUUCCAGUUCCAGCGGUAGAAAUUGAAAGUGACAGGAUUGAAGAAGUGAGGAAAUCUGGAGUUGGAGUGGCAGAUGAGACCAUCAAGGACAUAGCAAGAGCAAAUGCUGAAGAUCAUAGUGAGGGAAGGGUACAACCGCCAACUGUAUUUGGAAAAUCCCCUAGCCUCUCUCGCCGUUCUGAUGGGAGUGGGACUAGCACACGCUCUUUUGCCUUCCCAAUGUACGUCUAUAUACAUUAUCUAAGGAAGGAGACAUCAUCUCCAUUGUGCUACUGUUCUAAUUGUAGCCGGGCGUUCUGCUAUGUUACAUGGCCAAGCUGCUAUUGUUCUAACUGUAGCUGGGUGUUCUGCUAUCCGUGGAGCUGUAGCCAAAAGAGAUUGUGUUGUAUUUUUUCAACCAUGUAUGCAUGUCUUUUUAGCUAUGGUGGCCAUUCGUCGGGCUUUAAGUGAAAACAUAAAUUUUCUUCAACAAUCAUGAAUGCAUUUGUUAUCUUUCCAUUUUGC
This is a messenger RNA of Malus domestica (apple), 1663 nucleotides long. NCBI's taxonomy places the organism in Eukaryota, Viridiplantae, Streptophyta, Magnoliopsida, Rosales, Rosaceae. The record is from RefSeq and is a predicted model, not a curated record.